ACACUCCGCAUGCGUGGGCAGUGCAUCACCUGUAUAUCAUACGGAUCUGACUGCCUGUAAUCCGAUCUGUUGGAAGUGUCAAUGCGUGGUGCGGGGCGAUAGAGACUCGAUCAUCAUGUCUUUACUGUGACUUCUGCUGUCAACCAGCCUGCUGCUGGAGGCGGAGCCGCCUCGAACUCCCCCGUUAGUAGCUGGAAGGGUAGGUGAGUGGAUUUAUGCUACACAGCAAAUUGAUCUCAAGCCGUCGCCAUGCAGCCCAGCUUGCUCAAGGUGCCGGCACGAUACGACGGUCCAUUUUCAUGGCUAUCCUCGAACAGGUGAGUAUCCUAGGAAUGGAACGCAAAUAAUGCAACACUGUACACCAGCAUAUGCUAUUGACAUUGAUAUUACUAUCACGGUAUGUACAUAUACAUUGAUUGAAGUCUUCCUGCUCUUCCACGGAAGGGCGAGAAUCUCACAUGCCGUUAAUUGUCGGCAUGCAAGCCUUGGCUGAGAACCUUUGUGCACCCUCACGAACUUUUUAUCACUUGUCCAUUUAGAGAGCAGGGGCCAAUGCAACAAUGACUGCAACAGCCGCCCCAAAACCAGCAUGGAUCUUGUCGGCACCGUUACCAGACUCAAUAGCAACGGAAGUGGUGGCGGCGCUGCUCGAAGCCGCAGAGGUAGUCGUGGCCAAGGUGCUGCCGGCAGAGUCGGUGGCGCUGGCAGGGGCUGAGCAAUGCCAGUGGUCACCGUGAGGCUGGCAGCCGACAGACUCCGUUGGGCUUGGGCCGGGAUCCUCGCUGCUGGAAGUGCCGGUGGCAGCGGCGUCAGUUGCCGUGGCUGGUCCCUCGCAAUGCCAGUGGUCACCAUGAGGAUGGCAGCCGACAGACUCAGUGGGGCUUGGACCAGGGUCCUCGCUGCCGGUGGUGGCCUCGUUGGCGGUCGUUGCAGCAGUGGUUGCUGCUGGAGCAGCUGCGGAGCUCGAGGCAGGUGCACUAGUCACGGCAGGACCAUCGCAGUGCCAGUGGUCACCAUGAGGCUCGCACCCAACUGACUCGGUAGGGCUUGGACCUGGGUCUUCGCUGGCAGAGGCAGUGGUUGCGGUGACUGCGGCGUCGGUGGCAGUGGCAGGAGCGGAGCAAUGCCUGCAAGAAACGAGAGAAGUCAGUCCGACAUAUUCAGCACGAGGCAAAAUGGGAAAGGCAGAAGAAACCGGGCUUGCUUACCAAUGGUCCCCGUGAGGAGAGCAGCCAACAGACUCAGUCGGGCUGGGUGGGAGACUCUCAGACUCAGAGCUUUGAGCGUGGACGCCAGCAAGGGCCAGCAAGGCGAAGAAAGUGACGGAGUAGACCUUCAUGCUGGGCUGGAUCACAGACAGAAGAGAAUGCUUGGUUUGGGUGCUUUUCUUUUGGGGACUUUCCUCGGUGAAACGAGCGACUACCUCUCAAUCGGCAAGAGAUACGAGAGAGAAAUGAACACACAACUUGCAAUGCAACCAUCUCUGCUGCCAGCUGCUACUUGAUAUAUAUGCUCGCUGGCUGGUACCCGACGGACAGCCGCAUGGUAUGCACAGGGUCCCGCUCCGCCCUGCCAAGACCGUACUCUGGAUGUACCAAGACAUCUGGGCACAGGUUAACCUGACUUAGCAAACGAAAAGCCUUUCCACCCCUUGUACUUCUGCCAAUCAACGAGGAUAUGAUGGUUGUGUUGCCAGCGGGACUGAAUGGUAGCGUCUUCAUUGUCCUCAAUUUGCCCUUGGCAGUCGGGCUUGGCUUUCAGUCCAUGCGAGCUGGUGGGAAUUCCAAUGGAUAUGAUCGGAUGAACAACGAAGCGAUGUGUCAAGAAGCGAAGGAAAAAUUAUUUCCUCAUAUGCUACCAUGUGCCGUGGACUAUUUUUGAAGACGCCUUCGCCCUCUUUGUCGAGACAUGCAUUGAAGCACCGGGCGGCGGUUGACCAACUCUCAGCCUCGCCAUGGCAUUGACACUAGGCCUCCGAUGCCUCCACCUGGUCUUGGCGCUGAUCGGUCUGAUCGUGACCGUCUUGGGAGAGACGAGCAGUGCUACCAGCAGUAAUACUCCAUCGCAAGGUCUUGUCCUCGAACAGUCUGCCGAGGUCGAUGCCACGAACCAGGACCAGGUCCAGUUGGUCCACGUGACGACGCUCAACGUGGUGAGGCCGCAGGCACAGGGUCAAGUCCUAUGCGAUGCUGCAAGCCCUCGAGAGAUACAAGAAAGAGAGCGACUACUCCGGAAGAUCGCUCGAGACGACCGGGCUUGGGAUAGCAAGCACCCGCGAUGGUCCAUUCUAGAAGCCCUGCUUGGGUUUCAUCGGUACCGGGAGAUCACAGGUGCAGAGAUUGACCGCUUCGAUGGGCUGUAUAAGCAUGUACCCAAGAAACACAAGAAGCUCCUUGAAACGACAAUCCAGUACCACAAAACAUUUGCUGAGGCUCGAUCUCUUCUCGACCGCAAUGCAAAGAUCUGUAAGGCGAUUGUCGAGACGGCCCUGGACUUCUACAAUAUCAGCCACUCUGAACUCGAUGAAUUCGCCAACGGUACCGAAAUCAAGCCAGGCUGGCGUAUGAGCGUGUCUCAGGGCCUGAAGCACAUGGUCCGAGACUGGUCCGUGGAAGGGCAGACUGAGCGCAAAGCCACCUUUCCAUACAUUGUGAACGCUCUCGCUGAGGAUAUGAAGCUGUCUCAAAAAGAUGGCCCUGGUGUCGGUCCCUACAGGGUCCUCGUCCCGGGCUCCGGCCUCGGCCGUCUCGCCCAUGAUAUCGACCACCAAUUGAGGUCGAUCGGGAACGUGGCCGUAACAUUGAACGAGUACUCGGCCUACAUGAACAUUGCAUACCGAUAUAUUGCGUCUCGAGGGUGCAUCAGGUUCGGCUCGACAUCAGCAAGCGAAUCUACCACGCCUGUAUCCAACGACGAUGGUGUCAGCUCUCUAUCUACGUCGAACAUUGACGUCGGAUCUGCCUGGGCAUCACACCCAGACACCGUGCCGCUACCGAGACCAGGCUCAGUCUCCUUCCCAUUCACAACCUACCCCUUCAUCGAGACCUGGUCUCACGCCCGCACGCGACACGAGCUGUUCCGUCCUGUCGUCAUUCCAGACGCCGGAUCCCCAAUUCACUCUUCAGGCCCGGUCCUGGUGGAAGGCGACUUCACGCGCGAAUUCGCCCACGAACCCUCGCAAUACGACGCGAUCGCCACGCUCUUUUUCAUCGACACCGCCCGGAACUUGAUCCUCUAUCUCGAAACUAUACACACUCUCCUCAAGCCCGGCGGUGUCUGGGUCAAUGUCGGACCCUUGCUGUAUGGAAGCGCGCCAUGGGUCCAAUUGAGUCUGGACGAACUGAUCACUGUUGCCGAGGCCAUGGGGUUUGAGUUUGAAGUCCACAAUAGGGAAGAAAAGGAGGUCAUGUAUAAUUUCAAUGCUAGCGCUUUGUGGAGGAACGGCUAUGUGGCGCAGUAUUGGGUUGCCAGGAAGAAAGACGACAAGAAGACGAGAAAAAUGGGAUUGUGGUGAGCAGAAACCUGAAGGGCUUGUACAACUAGCUACCUUUGAGGCAAAUCGAAGAAUAGAGAUGUGGAAAAGUUCUCAAUAGAAGACAAAACUAGACAUCAAUGUUUGAGAAAUCUACGCCUUCGGCACUUCAG
Messenger RNA from Exophiala dermatitidis NIH/UT8656, 3645 nucleotides. RefSeq lists its product as uncharacterized. Lineage: Eukaryota; Fungi; Ascomycota; Eurotiomycetes; Chaetothyriales; Herpotrichiellaceae. The transcript is spliced from 2 exons. The record is from RefSeq and is a predicted model, not a curated record. Bases 1955 to 3514 code for a protein of 519 amino acids. Gene Ontology annotation, molecular function: S-adenosylmethionine-dependent methyltransferase activity.